AAACGUCACCCAAACAACUCAAAACACCCAGGCACUACUUUCCUGUUUAUUUUGUAACUUUUGUGAAAGCCUACGUGUUGAACAUGGCGAGACACACCAUAGGAGCAGAAAGGCUCAUAGCGCCAAAUGAUUUUAGUACACCAGCGGGUUCACGGACUAUCCAGGAUGACCUCGUACCUCCAUCGCAUUUCACAUCAAGUGUCAAGUCUGCGGGGGCACAAAGAAGCGUUCAAACUGCAGAGAAACAGCCACCCAUCUCCUGGGUAAAACAUGGUGUACCAUCAGUUUCCUCAGGGGAUCGCCAUCCUGCAAAUCCAUGGCUCGCGUUCACUCAGGCCCAACAGGAAAUAUUGGAACUGAGGAAGGAAAAUCAAAGGAUCAUGAUGUUACAAGGAGAGAGCAUAAGAGGAAAUAAUCCUGUGAAUCACCCGGCAGACCUCAUGGCAAGAUGUGGAGAGAGAAGUGAGCAAUGGUCCAGAUUGGAGUCAGAGUGGCGUCUCGAGGCAGAGAAGCACAAGGCUGAAGCUGAAAGGUUGAAGGGACAGGUGGAGGCCCUGAAGGAGACUGCAGGGAGACACAGGGAAGAGAUGAGAGACAGAGACAGCACCAUUAACCGACAGAGCCAUGAGUUGGAGGCAGUGCGUGAGGAGCUACGUAAGGCUAAGACCGAACUCAGCCAAAUCAGAUUGGAGCUCACUCACAGCAACGCACAAAAGGAGAAAAUAAGCUCACAGCUUGAAAGACUUGAAAGAGAGUCUGGUGAGGAAAUUACCAAACUGAGGAGGGGUGUAACGAAGAGUGACAAGGAAGCCCAGGAGCUCACUCUAAAGGCAGAAAUGAGCAGGUUACAGGUUGUGGAGGAGGCAAAACAGCAGACUCUUAGAUUAUCAAAACAGUUGGAGGAAAUGCAGAAGAAGCAGGAGAUGCAGCUCCAACAGUUAAAUGCUUCCCACUGUGCAGAGGUGGGUACUGCAAGAAACACAAUCACUGAACUACAGGGUGGACUUCAAUCGAUGAACUCAGACGUGCUGCAGCUAAAAAGCACUCUGAUGGAGGCAUCUACUGAGAGAGACGGGCUGAAAGAACAUUUAAGCCAAAUGGGACAAGCUUUUGAGACACAAUCUGCCACACUGCACAGCCUCAGAAAUUACAUCGGCCAACUUGCCCCAGAGAAAGAAGAAAAGCAACAAUUAAAUGAAGCUGUUGAGAGGCUGAAUGAAGAAAAGGCAGCUCUUCAGAUGACAACAGAGCUCUUGAGAGUCAGGUUUAACUCUGUGAAUGAGAUACUCGCCCUCCAAGAAGAGAAAAUGGCAAAGAAGGUCAUGACGGACCCACUUAUGAAGAAUGGAUCUGAAGGCCUUCAAGUGCUUCAGCUCUGGAGAGAGAAAGUGUUCAAGUUAUGCGUCCAGCUUCGCUCAAAGGAUAUUGAACUAAGAGGAGAGAAGGAUACAGUUCUUUCAAAAGUCAGAUUCAUGGAGCAGCAGCUCCAGCAGGAGCAGCACCGGGCUAAUGUGCUCCAGCACAGUCUGGAUGACAGGAUAGCUGAGCUGGACCUGGAGAGAAUGGAGAAGGAGACAUUGAAACAGGACUUGGCAAAGGAGCAGAAGGAGAACUGGCACCUAAAGUCACAGAGCCAGAAAGAAGAGGCUGAACUUGAAAUCCUGACAGAGGCAGUGCAUAGGUUCAGUCUGGCAUUUGAAAGCAGGUUGGCAGAAGUGGACACUGCUCAAGCGAGGCUCAGCACUCUGACCCAGAGGCUAACUUUUGCUAAAAGACGUGUGGAGACAAUCCAAGGUUUGAUCAUGAGGAAGGUGGCUUUGCAGAAAGUUCAGCAGGCCAGCAAACAGACAGAAGAAGCUGCUGACAGCAUCACAGACCUUCAGACGGAGCUUAGUUUGGUGUGUGAAGAGAGAGACAAGCUCACACAGGAGCUCAAAAGAACCCCGGAGCUCAUUGAGAGAGCUCUGGCUGAUCUGAAAGAACAGUAUGAAGGCAAGCUGAGGCAGCAGCAGCAGCAGCAGCAGCAGGCACUGGAGCUGAGCUGGGCAGAGGUCCGGCAGGCCAUGGCUGGCAGAGAGGAGGCCGAGCAGAGUCUGCAGCAGAUCCAGGCCCAGCUGGAGGAGAGCAAGGUCAACCUGGAGAAACUCUGCGCUGAGCUGCUCAGCCAGCAGGAGCGCAGCGAAUGUGCCCUGCAGGAGAGAGUGUCUGAGAUUGAAGACCGCUGUGCGGAGAAGCUGAUGGAGAUGGAGCUUCAAGUCAAUACUGCCAGGAGAGAGCACACGAAAGCAGUUAUGACUUUGCGGCAGUUUGAGAGAGUGGCAGCAAGGAAACAGGACGAGAUGAGAGAAACUCAGCAACACACAAAGAAGAAAGUCCAGAAAAAACACCUAAAGGAGACGGGGAUGGACAAUAAACCACUGCUGGACACUGUCACUGACAGAGGGCUGACAGGUGAGUAUACAAGAGCUCUAGAAAAAGCUGCUGCUUCCAGAGAACAUGAAGAAAAACUGCCCCGCUCUUUGGAGACAAAAGUAGCUGCAGACGGGAGGCUGCUGUCUGUUUUGGAGGAGCUCCAUUCUCUCAGUGUGGCGCUGGCUAAUAGCUCUGAGGACUCUGCGGAGGAGGAUGGGGAGGAGGAGGAGAGGGGACAGGCUGACAGCGUGGGACCAUCGACAGGCAGUCCACACAGCUGACGAUGACUCACUCAGUGGAGCCAGUGAACGCACCUUUCAUUUGUACAUAAGGUGGGCGGUGUUGGAAAAAAAAAAUCACUUGCUGGGGAUAAUUUGUUUGAGCCAAACAUCAGAAAACCACGUGUGUCACAUUGCUACUGGUGUAUUAUAAAAAUGAUGGAUGAAGGCAGACACAGUAUCCUUGAAUUUAACACAAAUUUAAAUCAUAAAGUAAGUUUGUAUGCGUCUGUCUUCAGGAUGACUAUUAUAACAGUGAAUACUUUAAAGUAAAUUCAAUUAAAGUAAAGUAGAGGAAGAUCUGUUUUUCUCUAUAUAUUUUCUCACUUAAUUUAAUUAAUAUUUACUUUUUUAAAAGGCCCAUAUUGAUGGGCUUGAACUGUUCCCUUUUGAAUCACUGCUUUACACCUUAAUAUGUUUACUACGAAUAGAAUAUAUACUCAAUGUUUAUGCAGAUAACUGGACAGAUGGUGAUUAGUUCAUAUUCAAACAUGUGACUAGAUUUGUCAGUUUAUUUAUCAGAAGGCAAAAAAAUAAAUACAGCUGACAUAAUCAUCUGGUCUUGCUAAAGUGAAAAGAAGUCUGUUCUGGUGACUUUGAUCCUAGAUGUUUAUGUGAUGGUUGUUCUUUUGGUGUGUUAAUAAAGUAUUUUGAUAUUGCGAUUA
Molecule: messenger RNA, 3355 nt
Organism: Eleginops maclovinus (Patagonian blennie)
Lineage: Eukaryota; Metazoa; Chordata; Actinopteri; Perciformes; Eleginopidae
Gene: cchcr1
Product: coiled-coil alpha-helical rod protein 1
Exons: 19
Coding region: 84-2693 (869 amino acids)
Biological process (GO): cell differentiation; protein export from nucleus
Cellular component (GO): centriole
Source: RefSeq, a predicted model, not a curated record